Syngnathoides biaculeatus (alligator pipefish) is the source of this 2556-nucleotide messenger RNA. RefSeq names its product hyaluronan synthase 1 (gene has1). The transcript is spliced from 5 exons. Gene Ontology annotation, molecular function: hyaluronan synthase activity. Lineage: Eukaryota; Metazoa; Chordata; Actinopteri; Syngnathiformes; Syngnathidae. The coding region runs from base 14 to 1780 and encodes 588 amino acids. The record is from RefSeq and is a predicted model, not a curated record. Gene Ontology annotation, biological process: extracellular matrix assembly; hyaluronan biosynthetic process.
AGCGCCGGAGUGGAUGCGUCGCCAGCGCAAAGCCAGGCGAAGACACACGAUGGAACUGAAACCCCUUCUCAAGAAACUGGUCUCCAUACUCCGGGCCGUCUUCACGUUCGUCUUCGCGCUGAUCGUCCUCAGCGUGAUGGUGUGGGCCUACGUCAAAGGGUACCAGCUGGCCACCUCCAUGCACGACAUCAUCUCCUUUGGCUUUUAUGGCCUGCUGCUCUCGCUCCACGUGCUGGUCCAGAGCCUCUUCGCCUUCAUCGAGCAACUGCGGAUGAAGAGACGCAAUAAACCGUGCGCCUUCACCAAGACCAUCGGCUUCACCAUCUCGGCCUACCAGGAGGACCCCGUCUACCUCAGAGAGUGCCUCAACUCCGUCCGGGCCCUGCAGUACCCGUCCGAACUGCUGCGGAUCAUCAUGGUGGUGGACGGCAACAGCGACGACGACCGCUACAUGAUGGAGAUGUUCAGGGAGGUGUUCGCUGACCGGGACCCCGCGUGUUACGUGUGGGACAACAACUACCACACGUGGGACCCCACUCAGGUCCAGCAGGACGCGGAGAUGGGUUCCGCGGGACUGGGAGGGUUUGGGGAGAACUAUAUUAUAGGAGAGGACCCCCAGCGAAAGGAAGUGGAGCACCUGAUCCAGACUAAAUCCUGCGUGUGCAUCAUGCAGAGGUGGGGCGGCAAGAGGGAGGUGAUGUACACCGCCUUCAAGGCCCUCGGAUCUUCAGUCGACUACAUCCAGGUGUGCGACUCGGACACCAAGCUGGACUCGCUGGCCACGGUGGAGCUGUGCAAGGUGCUGGAGAGUAACAGCAAGUACGGCGCAGUCGGCGGGGACGUGAUGAUCCUCAACAUGAAGGACUCGUACAUCAGCUUCAUGAGCAGCCUCCGCUACUGGAUGGCCUUCAACAUCGAGCGCUCUUGCCAGUCCUUCUUCAACUGCGUCUCCUGCAUCAGCGGACCUCUGGGCCUCUACAGGAAUGAUCUUCUUCAGGCCUUUCUGGAAUCUUGGUACAAUCAAAAGUUUUUGGGGACUCACUGCACCUUUGGAGAUGACAGACAUCUUACCAACCGCAUGCUGAGCAUGGGAUACGCCACCAAAUACACGUCUCGCUCCAAAUGCUACACGGAGACGCCGGCUCAGUUCCUGCGCUGGCUCAACCAGCAGACCCGCUGGACGAAGUCCUACUUCCGCGAGUGGCUCUUCAACGCCAUGUGGUGGCACAAGCACCACCUGUGGAUGACCUACGAGUCCAUCGUCUCGGGGAUUUUCCCUUUCUUCGUCACGGCCACCAUCAUCCAGCUGUUCUGGAAGGGCUCGCUGUGGGACAUCCUGUGGGUGCUGUGCUGCAUCCAGCUGAUCGGGCUGGUGAAAGCGACUUACGCCUGCAUCCUGCGGCGGGACCCGGUGAUGGUGUUCAUGUCGCUUUACUCGGCUCUGUACAUGACCAGCCUGCUGCCGGCCAAGUACUUCGCCAUCAUCACCAUGAACAAGAGCAGCUGGGGGACGUCGGGCCGGCGUAAGAUUGUGGGUAACUACAUGCCGCUGCUCCCCCUGUCGGUGUGGGCCGCCAUUUUAUUGUCGGGACUGGUUUACACGAUCCACAGAGAGAGCGCCGUCGACUGGUUUACCCAACCGAAGAGACUGGAAACGAAGUUUCUGGUCUUUGGCUGCGUAGUCUACUUGUGUUACUGGCUGAUCAUGGUCGCUUUAUACUGGGUGUGGUUCCGCAGGUCAUGUCGGCCGCGCGCCAAAUGUUACACGUUGAAGGUGUAGCGCCGCAGCGCUCAGCGACGUCCCGCUGAGUUAAUUUAUUACGCGUUAGCUAUUUGAAAUUUUAAAUUAAUGUAUUUAUUUUGUCUCCAAUCUCAGGAUAAUGAAGGGAUUUCCAUGCAGCUGCUAAAACCAACCGAGUGAGUGAACCAAGUAUUGAUUAGUGUGAGGAAGGACCGUGUUGUUGCACAUUGAAAUGAAACUGUACUGAGGGCCUUUUGGGCCUAUGCACUUAAAUAAGAGAGACACAUUUCAUAUAGCAAAAGAAAUCUUGUACAUACGGGGUCUUGGGGUAUUGCGUGUCGUUGAAAUAUUUAUGUGAAACGUGUUUGUAUAUAUAUGUGAAUAUCUGUAAGAACCAAACCAACCACCACUUUGGUUGUUGCACUGGAGUUCCGAGGGUACUUUUCUCCAGGGUCGCACACUUGAAAAUAUGCAAGGUGUCUCCUUACGCGUACGUGUACGUAUGCUUCGAACAACCUUUCUUCCUUUGGAAUCCCCUUUUGUUAAAAAUCGUGGGAUUUGUGAUGUGAGAAAAAGGGAGGCCACCUGGCUCCCGGAGACCUUCACGGAAACUUCUGAGCCAAAACACUGAGUUCCUGAUAAGAGACCACUCCCACGCUCUGAGGGACCGACAUCAUUUUUUUGCUAUUUGUUCCACGGACGCGUGUAUCAGGCGUGCACCACCUCCAACUGCAUGAAAUAAAACUAUUUAUAUGCAUGUACUGAGACUUCAUUUUAUCGAUAAUUGGCAUUGCACAUCAAAUGAACGAAUUGAC